Molecule: messenger RNA, 2361 nt
Organism: Ilyonectria robusta
Lineage: Eukaryota; Fungi; Ascomycota; Sordariomycetes; Hypocreales; Nectriaceae
Exons: 8
Coding region: 1-2361 (786 amino acids)
Source: RefSeq, a predicted model, not a curated record
AUGCCUCGCGGAUCUCGCUCCGGUAAGGAGGGCAGAAAGGGUGGAAAGGGCACGUCCGGAACCGCUCCAGCCCCGAACGACGCUCCGGCCCCAAACGGAGGCGGCUCGGCCUCGAACGACAGCGGACGCGCCUGUUUGGAGCUGCCCGACUUCCAGCCCUGGGUUCCCCCCAACCGUCCUAGCUGGACGCCCCCAGACACUCGCGUUCACGGCCAUCGGCUCCCGAACGCGGAGCUAGAGGAUGACCAGCCGGACGAGACCGUUAGCGAGCAUUUAACCGCCUGGGUCCUUAAGCACGUCUCCAAGAAUGUUUCCGCCGCCGUUCGUGCGCUCGCCCAGAACUACUUUAAGAUCAAGCGCAUCAUGCGCGUCCGUACCCGUCCGGGCGCGGACGGAACCGCUUACUACAACACUCUCAACCUAAAGCGGGGUGCCAAUUGUGACGCGGCCUUCCACCAUCUGUACGGCAACUUACGGUCCGGAACGGACGCGUGCGGCCCGUGCCAGAGGGGUUUGGGCCCGUUCGACAGCUGCGUUCAGAUCAAUGGUGCCUGCGCGAACUGUCGCUACAACUCCGCGGCUAAGCGCUGCACUCUCUACGUCAAGGACGGAGAUGCUAAGCCUAGGGGUAAGAAGCGCGGCCGUAAGCGUAAGGCCCUUGAUGAUGACGAUGACAUUCUUGACGCCAUCCGUUCCGUCCCCCUCAAGCACCUCCGUACGCUCGCGGACGUCUUUAAUAAGGUCGCAGACGAUGUUGAGGACGAGAACUGGUAUAUGAGUCUGAUUCUGACUAAGUCAUUUUCGUUGGCGUUCAGGACAGUAUACCCCGCGACCGGCCCCGUCUGGCUUCGCAUGAGGAUAGAUCUCGAGCCCUACCGAGAACAAAUCCGUGGGAAAUGGCAACUACGCUGGACGAACGCGGCCUUAUGCGAAUGGCUCCGGACGGAUUUGAACGUUCCCGUUUCCGAUACUACCUUGAAGCGCUUUCUUCGAAUCUGGGGCUUCCAACGUGAGGGCCGUACGGAAGUGACUGACGCCCUCCGGGACCGUUUACGCUUCCACUUCUUCGAACACUACCUUACGGACGAACGGUUGCUCCAAGUGCUACAAUCUGAGGGGUUUUCUAUUACCCAAAAAGGCCUCGUACGGCUACGGCAAGAGAUGGACCUCCGAAAGCGGCAUACUCGAGAGGAAAACAUUACCCUGCGAGAACAAGCCAUCGGUCGUAUCGCCCAAGCGGUUGAUCCAACGCGCCGUUUGGCAGGUUACGGGCGUGAAUACCUCCGAACGGAGCUGCGCCAGCAAGGAUUCUCUACAAGCCGAGAUGUCCUUUACUCUGCCUACAAAGAAGUCCACCAAAGGAGCUUCCGAGACCGGCUGGACGAGUUCAGACGGCGCCGUACGGGCUGGACCUGCCCUGGGCCUAACUUUAUCUGGUCUAUCGAUGCGUACGAUAAAUUAAAGCCGUACGGCUUUGAGAUCUACGCUGGGAUUGACGCCUACUCGAGAUAUAUCCCUUGGUUUUUCGUUGGCUUUAGUACGCACACGUCUAUCGGCGUUGGCCUCCAAUACCUCUCGAUCAUUCGCGAACGUGGCUUUACGCCGCGGAUUAUACGGGCUGAUCGUGGGAAGGAAACUCCGGUUGUUGCUGGCCUCCAUUGGUAUCACUCGAGUCACACCGGGCGCGAACGGAUACAACUGCUCACGGGCGAGGCCGUACCGAUCAAGUUCAAGGACUGUUUUGUAUACGGCAAGAGCAUCCACAACGUCAAGAUCGAGAGCUGGUGGAAUCGUCUUUGUAAAGGCCGUUCGCAGUUCUGGCGGACGGUCUUUGGAACCCUACAUACAGUAGGGCUUUUCGAACCCAGUCAUAUCUACGAUCAGAUUGCCCUUCUCUAUAUAUAUAUGGAACCCUUAGAUACGGACCUGCGCGGCUUCGUACGGGUAUGGAAUAACCAUUACAUCCGUAAACAGCCCAACCGACCUCAUGUUGUCCCUGGGGUCCCGUACGUCCUCUUUCACCACCCCGAACAGUCCAGUAUGGAGGAUUACGGGGAGCCAAUCAUUCCAGCCGUACUAGAGGAGAUGGAGGAGCUUCUUGGUCAUAGAUCAUUCGAUCUAUCGUUGUAUCUCUCUGCCGAGGUAUUGGCGCUCUGCAAGUCCGUACUCAGCCGUUCGGUCAGGGAUGGGAGCGAACAGCGCCGUAUCACCAUAAAUCCGGAGUCGACCCACGAUUACACCUCCAGGAGCCGCCAACUGGAGGUAUUCGACAUCCAGAGGACGAGCCGAGGACACGAGGAUUUGAUCUGGACGGGCAUGUUCGUGGGGGAACGGACGAUUCCGAUAACGAAUGGGAUGUAA